CAUCAGCCGGAGAGGAAAGAGGAUGAGGAAGUGGCUGGAGCAGGACUGCACUUUGAGAUGUAGCGACCCACACACCAAUGCACCAGCAGCUGUCAGGAGAUUACUAGCUAGGCAGCUAGAUAAUAGUAAUAUUUGACAAUGCGAUGGGUAACUGCUGGGCAUACUGUGUCGGGCUCUUCAGGAGAGAAGCCAACAGGAUCCAGAGAGGAGGCGGGUCAAAAUACUUCAGAAGCAGUACCACAGGGGAACAUUAUACAAUAGAGUUUGAAAAUCUGGUAGAGAGUGAUGAGGCUGAGAGCCCACAGCCCUGCCCGAGGCCCAUCAGUGAAGAUGAGAUCAAACACCUCAAAGAGCACCACUACACUGCGAUCUCAGACAAGCAGAUCCUGAUAGACCAGAAGCUACAAGUGGAGUUAGAGGAACAAGAGGAGAAGUUGAGGCUAGAAGAGGAGGCUAGAAAUGCCGCCCAGCGCGAGGCCGCCAGGUUGGCACGUGAACGAAAAAUGAAGGAGCAGCUGUCUGCCCAGAGGACACGGGGGAAAGCAGAUGGCUCCGGCGGUGAAACUCAGCAAAGAAAACAAGCCUCUGGAGAGGAUUUUGACGUCUACCUCCAAAAUGUAAAAGCCCAGUCAGAAGCUUUCAGGGGCAACAGACUGCCAUCUGACACCAACGUGGUGACUCCCAACACAGAGUGCAGCUGGGACUUCACCACCAAGACCCGCUCGACCAAUGAUGACGGGACCUCACUGGAUCUAGAGUGGGAAGAUGAGGAAGGAAUCAAUCGUGCACUUCCAGCCUGGGAGAGGUCUCGGACGGAGGAGGACAUCCUGCGCGCAGCCCUGAGGCCCGGGAGCAAGCAGAUGAACAGCGGGCCGACCUCAGCCUCCGAGGACUCCAAUGCACUGGAGUGGGAGAAUGAUUUUGUGAGUACUCUUCCAGAGGACAGCGCAGAUGCUGAGUUUGAAGGAUUUGUCAAUCCUGUCCUAGACACUCCCUCUGAGGACGCCUCGGACCAUGGCCUCAGGUUGGACAACCAGGACAGAUAGUGUCCGGCACCAAAGGAGACAUUUGUUGUGUCCUCUUCAUGUCAGAGCUCACCAGCUUUUUGUCUCAUGAAAUGGAAAACUUCUGAACAAACGCUUCACAUUUGUAAUAUGAGACUCUAAUGCUGCGGGAAUAUGUUGUGUAUCUCUACACUACAGAACAGAACAGCGUAGUGGUGUUUUUAUCAAAUUCUCAUUAUUUCAGUGCCUUCAUUUGCCGACCAUUUCUGCAUUGUAACUCAAACUGAUCACUUAGCAUCCAUUAGCAUUUGUCACAGGGGAUACAUACAGAAAAUGCCAAGUUACUCUGAAGUGAAGCUUUAUUGCGAGAGCAGAUGGCUGCUUCAGGAGCGGUGUGUUUGGGAGAGGGGGGUCAUGGAGUUUAACUUAUUAUGUUGUACUUUUUAAAUCUCAGCAUGGAAAUUUGUCCUCUGCAUUUGACCUUAACUAUAAAUUUAUCAGCAGCAAACAGUCACUGUGCAGUGUCCGGGGACCAACUGCAGUUCUGAGGCCAGUGUUUUGGUCAGUGGUAAUGCCAAGAGUAUUCCAGCAUGUGUUCUGAUGCGUGAGAAAACCCACACACACACACACACACACACACACACACACACACACACACACACACACACACAGAAAAACAUCAACAAACUACAGAACAAGUCCUCACUCAGCUCUCAGUCUAUCGCCUUAGUUUCAGCUCUGCACUUCAGUUUUACAAAGCUGUUGCAUGAUGGCAAAAAAGAAACUGAAUUCCAUACAGAGGUUUCUGUUUAAAAAAAAAAAAAAAGGUAAAAUAUUAGACUAAACCAUUCGGAUUAAUCUGUAAUAAUCCAUAGACAUGGGAUUGUUUCCUGUCUCCAGUUGCUCGGAGAGGUGAUGAGCUGUUAUUACCAUCUGACACAUGGAUUGAUGGCACAAACUAAUUUCAAUCCUACUUCUGUAUCAUUUUGCUCACUGUCUGAAUGACAGUGAUCACCUGGGUGUGCAGCAUGUCAUCAAAGCAGCAGUGCCCUCUGAUAAGGCAUGGAUUUUGUGAUUGACUGGCAGUGCAUGCACUCUGAUGAGAAAGCAGUAAUCAGUGCAGUGACCCUGCAGUAUAUUGCCAAUACGGGAACUAUCAAAUGCAAAUCUGCGUAACUGUAAUGAGUAUUUUCUUAUAUUUUAAUAGAUCAACAACUAGGCGACAUUCAUUUGCUUUCAAAAAGGCUUUCAUAUCUGAUUAAAUGCUUGGGGCUAAGUGCCUGUUUCUACAUGGUGUUUUUUUCUCUAUUGCCAGUGUCUGUUUUUUCAGUUGUUCCCAACAAGGAGAGUGUAUGCGGCUGCCUGCACUUAGGCUUUUUUUUGUGUGGCCGUGCGCUUCUGCUUCAAAAUCUCUUGUGUACCUUCAUGGUAAAUCCCAAGCUGUCAUCCACAAACUAUCGCAACAAAGACAGAAAAGCCCAUUUGUGGACGCGGAUCGGCCCGACACUGAAUGUUGCUGGAGAGUGCUGUGCUUUUAUUUCGAUAAGCUUGUCUUAAACUGUGUAGUCAACCCUCCGUUAACAUAGCAUCACGUUAGCGACCUAGCUAACAUUAAUGUCAAGAUAUUGUUGUCAUAGAAACAAAAUUCAUGUGUAGUGCGUCAUUUAAAAAUGCGUCGGGAUGAAGUGCUCCCCAGCGCCCUGCCACUGCUUUUCUGCCAAAAAGAGACAAACUGCACACACACACACCAAACUCAAAACACACAAAAAAAUCGUAUCAAUCAUUGGCAUAUUUCAUAUCAAAAGAUAUAAUGCAAUUUCAAAUAGUUGAAAAGCCUGGCUAUUUACGAUUGUUUGUUGUUCACUUAAAAAUAUCUCUGUCCUAUCUGUCCAAUGAUGAUGCAAUAAUAAUAAUUAUUUCUUAACAAAAUACAAGUUGAUGUGCUUCCAGUAUGUUGAGGUGCCAUUUAAAAAGCAUAUUCUCAUGAUUACCAGGAUAAUAUCGUAAAUUGCGGUUAUUUUGGCCAGGAUAACAGUGGCAUUAAAAUUUUUAUUUUGUCUCAUGCCCAUCUGACAACAAGACACCUUUUAUAAAAUGACACAGUCAAGCACAUACAAUGACUCCUCAUGAUAUGUCCUGUUGGCCAUCGCAGGCAGCUGCGUUUCAAACUGCCGUUUUUCUUCUUUUUUUGACACUUUGAUUUUAUUAGACAGUCUUUUUUACAUCAUAGACAAUAGCACAGAACAGUAACAUCAUUGCCAGGCACCAUGACAUCCACAUAUGACAUGGGUUAUUAAAGACAGCUGAUCUUUAUGCAUCUCUAAAUAAUUAGCAUAGCCACAAUAGGCAAAGCAUACAGCAAACCACAAGGCACUUUCCUUAUUCCAACAAAUUAUUAUCUAAACUGGCCUCUUUCAAAGGUGGGCAGCUUCUCAUCAAGUUGUUCUCUGGUUCAUUGUCAUAACCAGGUUUCUGAAAACAGCCUGGAAUGCACGGAACAAUUGGGAAAUUGAAAAAGUCCUUGCGUUUAAGAAGCUGCUGUAAGCAAUAUUUUGGCUGCUAUCCUCAACCAAAAUGUUAAACGUCACAAACCCAAACAGCUGGGGCAAAGCUAAAUUAUUAAACCGUUGAUGUUAAUUGCUCUAAAAUAUGGGGUAGAACAAUUGCAGAAUAUACAACAUAGGUGGAACGUAUCAGGGGACAAUCUUCAUUAAAGGGAUAGUGCACCCAAAAAUGAAAAUUCAGCCAUUAUCUACUCACCCAUAUGCCGAUGGAGGCCGUGGUGAAGUUUUAGAGUCCUCACAUCCCUUGCGGAGAUCAGCGGGGGGAGCGGCUAGCACACCUAAUGGCAGACGGCGCCCCAGACUUCGUUUUUGGGUUUUGGGUGCACUAUCCCUUUAAACACAAGUGCUGAUUUCUGAUUGGUUGCUGACAGCUGGUGUCCAGCAGGAGACAAUUCAGUUUAUAGUGCAAUGACUUUUUAUUUAAUCUGAUAUGAAAUCCAAACCUGUCACUCUGAACUAAAAACAUUCAUGAAUCAUAAUCUGAUUGUUUUUCACUGCUUAUAAUGAAAGCAAUAUUUUGUGGAGAUCGUGCGAGUCUGGAUGAAAAAAGGUUAACAAACAUGCAAACAUGACUCUGUGGUGUAAACUUAGUCAUGUCCCUACAUAGAUCCAAUGCUGCUCUCCCAGUGACUCUGCUGUAUACAUUCUUCUACUUCUUGUGCUUUUUAUAUCCUGAUGUUUUGACCCAUCACAUAGUGGGGAGAGUGUUUCAUGUUGAUUACUGAAUCUGUUUAAAUCAAAAGUAGUUCACUGAUUGCACUCUAGUGUGUGGAUUUUUAAUUUGGUGUUCACAGCUUAGAAGACAUUCACUGAAAUGACUUACACGUGUGAAGGGGAAAUUGAUGUGAGAAAUGUGCACUGCUGUUGAAGUGUGUAGACGAGACACGAGGUGAUUUGCAGACAUUUUUACUUUUUAAUAUUUGAGUGUGUGAUUUCAAAAAAUUUUUGUUUUGAACACAUUUCAAUAUUAUGUUUUGCUGUGAUUAUAUGAUCUCUGAUUAAUCACUGUAACUCCCUGUAUAAAACUGUAGCUUAACAUUCCUUGUUACACUGAGCCUGAGAGAAAAAAAAUAAAAUACAAAGAAAAGUUUUGGGCAUCACAUACAGUCACUAUCAUGACCAAGUGUGUAAGGGGUAUUGAGGACAGCUGGGAUUGAUAGUGUUUUAUAACAGAAACAUCACCUAAAUCUAUAUCUUGUUAGCUCUUGCUGAAAGUACAUUUUUUAUGUGACUAAUUAUUUUCAAGGCGAUUUCACACUGGCAAAAUGUUUGACUGUUUGUAGUGCACACACAUGAAGUGCAAGACUUAAGGGUGACAAAACAAAGUAAUUGGUGACUUUAGAGAAUCAUAGGCAGCACCUAAACUACAACAGAACACUAAUUACAAAUCUGCAAAACAAAUUUAAAAAGUAGAUCUAAACUCUACAAGAGCUUUUGAUGUUCUACGAAGUUGAAAUAUCACUUUAACAAGUGUAUUAAAGGAACUCCUGUUAUUUUAAUUUCAUGAAGAAAACUGUUUUUCACAUGCCUCCAUGAUGAACAAUGAGUGCAAAAAUGUCGAACAGUCUUCAUGACUUGAGGUCAUUGGGGUCCGCAUUUAACAACAACAGCACAACUAUAUCAAAAUAUGUUUACAGACUCUCUCACAACUUGUGCAGUAUAAUCCUUGUGACAUUUAUCCAGUCAGUUGUUUAGUUAUUCCCAGACACAUGCAUUAGCGCUAAAACUUUACGAUUUACGUGUCAGCAGUAUCACAUAACACGUUACCACCCGACAUUAUCUGCUGUGACACAACAUGACCCUCAUCAUUUUAAAAUGCCUACUCAUUCUUCUGAGGUCAUUUUGGUGAAAGCAACACAAAUGUAGUGUAAUAAGUAACUUAAUACUCUACACAGAGAGUGGUAUUGGGAAGUAACUUAUUACUUUCACCUUAAGGUAACUAGUAAUAUGUAAUAUAUUACAUUUUGAGAGUAACUUACCCAACACUGCAUGUCAGAACAAACAGUCUCACAUUGCAUGCAUUUGAACUUGUAGGCAUGUUAUAUUGUAACAAUUAGCAGCAAAAUUAUGUUUGGGAAGUACUGAUUGGACUACUUCAAUUCAUGAAGAAUAUUUGCCUUUUUCAAUUCUUUGUUCACAACAGGCAUGCAUGAAAAACAAAGUUUUCUUCACAAAUUCAAGGUACCGUGGGGUGAGUAAUUGAUAUACAAAUGGUCGUUUUGCUGAUAUUCUUUUAUAUAGGGUAGUAUUACUGUAUAUGGAUGUCUUACAAGACAAGAGAUGGGGCUGCCUUUAAAGGGGAAGUGCACCCAUUUUUGAAAUUCCUACUAGUUAUUAUUAUGGUUUAAGGCAGUCCAAAGAUAUUAGUGAACAUGAACAACUCUCCCAAAUCCAGGAGCUAGAGUGCUAAAAUUAAGGCUUGUGAUGUCAUCAGAUAACAGUGUGGAGCUGCUCCAUGAACAAUGAAUGCUGAAAGAUGUUCUAGAUGACACUGACAGCACUCAGGUGAAUGUUCUUAGUAUAUGGGUACAUUUUCUGCUUCAUUACUGAGAUCACUACAAUAGGUUAAAGCUCAUUUGCUUGUAAAAAGGCAGACAAACAUUCUGUGGGUCCACAAAAUCAGUCUCCUAUUCAUUGCCUAUGGAGCAGCUCCAGACUUUAUACUUGAUGACAUCACAAGUUUGAGACUUACUUCUUUGGUUUCUGGCUUUGAGAGAGGGCAGCUCAUGUUCACAAAUAUGGAUUGAACAUUUCUACACCCUUGAAAUAAUAUAUUGGAAUUCAUAAUUUAGGUGGUCUUUCCCUUUAAGUUUUACAUUGCACUGUGUUUCUUUAAUCGUGUUGCAUUGCAGCUAAAUUGGUUGAGUCCCUUCUUAGAAAUCCUACUGUUUGGUCAAAAAUAUAGCUAUUUGAUUUGUUCCAUAUUGCCCAGCCCUAACUGGUACUAGUAUCAUAGCAUCAUGAUUUUUGCUCAUUUAUGCCAUUCACAAAAUCAUGACUCGGUCACUAACAAACAACCAAGAAACCUCCUCAAUCUCUGCUGAAUGUAUUCCUCUCUGUGAGGGCAGUAUACUGCGCAACUGAAAUUGAGUUUUGGCGGGAAAAGCAUGUUAUUUGAUGCCUUCAAGUAAAUAAAAUGGAGUAACGAUGCAAAGAAUAAAUGGAAGAAACUAGCACACAUCACACAGGUCACAGUUCAUGCAGCACUGACUCAUGUUAACAACAUACAACCAGCAUUAAAAUGAAUGUUUCUUGUUAAAGCUUUUAUACUCCUAGCAGAGCACUGUAGGUCAUCCACAGUGGUCCUAUGUCUGACCUGGGUUUGGAAGUGUUGCGAGUUGCUUCAAGAUGCAGGAACGGGCUGCUGAGAAUCUGUAACUAAAUGUCCUUUUUGCUGCUCCGUGUUUAAAAUACAGCGGUGAUUCAACCUCCUGACAGUUCAUGAUCGAGAUGUUACUCACCGGCUGUUCUGAACACUCUGUGCCUGGUGAAGCUUUGCUGUAAAACAUCCAUUGCGAACAGGAAGUGAUGCAUGCAAGACAAGAGUGGCACAUAAAAAUACUCAAACUGCAUAUAGAUUUAAUACUUUUUAUUUCAGUUGUGUCUGCUAUCACCCACUGACACUGUGUAUGAUGACCAGUCAGUCAAACCAGGUGAUCUUUGUAAUGUGGAGUGAGUAAAUAAAACUCUGAGGAGGAUGGCUUGGCAACAAAAAUGGCAACCUUGAAUAUCGUCAAACCUGCCAAGUGUGUAUGAUGAUGUGGUUAUUAAUUCAGAGGGGCUGCAACGCUAAAUAAUACUGACCAUAUUAAUGCAACAACUGGAAAAACAAAUAGGAAUGUGAUAACUUAAGUUGUUAAAUUAUUUAAUAUGUUUAAUUAGUUACAGUAAGUGAGGACAUUUAUGAACCAGUUAAUGCACCAAUGUCAUGUUGUUUACCACUGUGCACUAAGUUGUGGAGCUGUUUAAAGGGACAGUUCGCCUCAAAAUCAAAAGUACACAGUUUUCAUCUCACCUGUAGAGCUACUUAUCGGUCUAGAUUUUUUUGGUGUGAGUUGCUGAGUUUUGGAGAUAUUGGCCGUAUAGAUGUCUGCCUUCUCUCCAGUAUAAUGGAACUAGAUGGCACUUGGCUUGUGGAGCUCAAAGCACACAACAAAAUAAAUAAAUAAAUACAUUUAAAAACUCAACAGCGAUGUCUCUUUUCAGAAGUCAUGACCCAGUUACUCAAUAUAAUCCACAGACCCUGUUGUGAGCAGUUUCAUGUUGGAACUAUUUUCUUUCUACUGAAUACACUCGCUAAUCAUAUCAUAGCACAGAGGGAAGCGUGCAUCUUAUGCUAGCUCACCUAGCAUCACUGAGCUAGCUAAUAUUACAGCUCAGCCAGGGAGUACACCAUUAAUGUUUACAUUUUGUGCUGUUAUGAGCACGAGCCUCUUGUUUAUGAGUAGAUGCACACUUCCUUCUUCAUGGAGUGCCAUGUAGUUCCAUGAUAUUGGAGAGAAGGCAGACAUUUCUAUAGCUAAACUAAAUUGAUAAAUAGCACUACAGGUAAGAGGAAAAAUGUGUAUUUGUGAUUUGGGGGUGAACUGUCUCUUUAAUCACAUUGCAGCAAGAUAUUUGGCAGUUGUUCCCUAAACAGUUACUAAAGCUUUGUUUGUUACAUAAGGACAAAUAAAAUGUAUCUGAUGUUAUCACUUAUCUGUCCCUUGAAGAUGGUCACUGGAAGGGAGUUUGUCACAAAACUAGACUAGAUUGUGCACAUGUAUGUUUACAAUUCUACAGCAACAGAGACUGAACUGCUUGACAAAAUGAUGUGUGCUUCAUUUGCAGCUUGGACUUCUCUGUAAAUAAAAGUUGUCUUUGCAUAUUUGCAUUGUCAUGGCAUAUUUAUUACAAGAGAAUAGGCAGU
Messenger RNA from Epinephelus fuscoguttatus (brown-marbled grouper), 8477 nucleotides. It is a transcript of the gene ap1ar, whose product is annotated as adaptor related protein complex 1 associated regulatory protein. Bases 144 to 1046 code for a protein of 300 amino acids. Gene Ontology annotation, molecular function: AP-1 adaptor complex binding. The transcript is spliced from 10 exons. Gene Ontology annotation, biological process: regulation of Arp2/3 complex-mediated actin nucleation; negative regulation of substrate adhesion-dependent cell spreading; negative regulation of cell motility. NCBI's taxonomy places the organism in Eukaryota, Metazoa, Chordata, Actinopteri, Perciformes, Serranidae. The record is from RefSeq and is a predicted model, not a curated record.